GGCUAACGAACUAAGGCGCCGUUACGGUUGCAGUGACAUCAAUGAACCCACAUCUAUCAGAUAUCAUGCGUCGCUCAAAAUGUGUUGUCGGCGCGAUCGCUCCCAGCACAAACACUCGUCCCACGAAAGGGGAAUGUGGAGCAUAGGCCGCCAUGAUCCUCACACUGCUUUCGCUUCUGCUCUUCGCGAAUCUAUCGCCAUGGCAGAGCGUCGCUCUGCGACAUGGUCUCUCCCGCGAUCCGCGCCUCGCCGAAUCCAAAGAUGCGUUCAUUGAGAAUUUGCUGUCGCAAAUGGAGCUGGCAGACCUGGUUCAGCAACUCCACCUCACGUUCGCGGACAACAUCAUCGGCCCCGCGUCCGACAAUUCGCUCUACGACUCCGAACUGCGUUUCACCCCCGGCGCCGCUAUCGGCCACAUGCACGAUUGGUAUCCGCUCAACACGUCGUAUUACAACAGCCUCCAGCGACUGAACAUCGAGAGAUCGAGACUGAAGAUACCCUUUCUGCACUGGGGCGAGUGCCUCCAUGGCGUUGGUAGCUUCAACCAGAGCAUGUUCCCCCAGGCGCUGGCGUUGGCGGCUAGUUGGGACACGGAGCUUGUCGGACGUGUCGGACGAGCGAUUGGGACUGAAGCGCGCAGUAUUGGGAUUCACGCCUGCCUCGCACCAGUUCUCGAUCUCUGCAAAGACCCGCGCUGGGGCCGGUGUCAGGAGGACUGGGGUGAAGACAAGAUUUUGACAUCGCAUAUGGGUGUUGCAUUUGCAUCAGGACUGUCAAAGAACGGGUCCUGGGCGGAACAGGAUGCGAUUGUGCCGGUGGUGAAGCACUUUGCAGCGCAUGGCGCGCCGCAGGGUGGGAGUAAUGGCGCGCCGUUCAUGGGGCAUGGGAACAGAGAGGUGUUAGAAGAGCAUUUGCUGCCGUUCAAAAGCGUGAUAGAAAAGGGCGGGGCAGGCGGCGUUAUGAUGGCCUAUCACGAGUUGGAUGAUGUGCCGAGCCAUGUCAGUCCAAUGUUGUACGGGCAGUUGGAGGAGUGGGGAUUCGAUGGGUUCACAGGCAUGAAACAACUACAAGUCGGUCAUCAGGUGGCUAGCUCACCUGCGGACGCGAUUGCGCAGUGGUACAAUGCUGGGGGCAUGGUGCAGUUUUACGACUACCCUCUGGAAACGAUUCUCAACGCAACCACUGACCUCGUGGGAAACGGCACCGUUUCUGAGGAGCUAAUCCGGGAGAAAGUUCGGCGAGUACUUGGGCUCAAAUACGACUUGGGCAUUUUUGAUAUGCCCUACGUCGCAGACGAUAUUGACCCAUACAAAUUGGUCAGCGACCAUGUCCCCCUGACACUAGAAGCUUCGCAAAAAAGCAUCGUUCUGCUGGAGAAUAGGAACAAGACGCUUCCGCUAAGCGUUGGCAACCCGAAGACAAUUGCCCUGAUUGGUCCAUAUGGCGAUAUCCUGAACUACGGCGAUUACUCCGGCUCUUUCGGCAUGUAUCCCGUUGCGUAUUCGACUACCCUCAGGCAGGGCAUUUUAAACCACAUUGGCACAAACGCGAGAUUGGUAUCAAGCGCCGGUGCAAACACAUGGCUGUAUAACGACCAGUUGCCCAUUCCCGAGUAUCAUCUGACAGCGAACACAACAGCUGGAGGCUUGCUAGCAACAUACUACGCCGAUACAAACUUCCGUCAACCGGUACUGCAGCGAACAGAGACACCAGUUGGCACAUGGGGCCUGUACCCGCCACCGGGACUGUCAUCGAACAACUUCAGCGUGAUCUGGGAAGGCGAACUUGAUCCUUCCGUCGAUGGCGAUGUCGACGGCUGGCUUGGGGUCGCUAUAGGGCCAAACACUACCGCCAAAAUCUAUAUCGACGGCCAAAUGCACAUCGACAUCCCGUUCACGUCUGCAGGGAACAUCCUCUCCAACAUUCCGGAUCGAUUGUACGCUGUCGAAAACAGCACGCUCCCGCCGCCCGGCUCAGCGCCGUUCACAUUCAAGCCUGGCGUGACGCAUCGGAUUCGCCUCGAGUAUCAGACGUGGAACCUUUACCAGAAGAUUGAGAAUGUGGGGUCGCUAAAUUCUCAAGUUCUACUUUUCUGGAACCUCGUCGACCGCACAUCACCGGUGGAGAAAAGCGUGGCGAUCGCGAAGGAGGCUGAUGUGAUUGUCCUGGCAGUAGGAGGGUCUUGGAAUUCCGACGGAGAGAGCGGAGACCGAGGGACGCUGGGCCUUAGCGCGAAUCAAACAGCACUCGCAGACUCCAUAUUCGCACUCAACAAGCCCGUCGUACUGGUCCUGCAGGGAGGCCGACCGUUUGCAAUCCCACAGUACUACUCCCAGGCAGCGGCAGUCCUCGAUGCGAACUUCCCCGGCCAAAGCGGGGGACAGGGAAUCGCCGACGUCUUAUUUGGCAAGGUCAACCCAGGCGGCAAACUUCCGGUAUCCGUACCUAUGCACGUGGGUCAGCUGCCCGUCUACUACAACUACAAGCAAACGGCGCGGAAGAAGGCGUACGUGGACAUCGAAUCGCUCCCCCAAUACCCCUUUGGAUACGGUCUCUCCUACACGGUGUUCAAUGUCUCGGACUUUCGCGGUAGCACCCUCCAAGGAAGCCAACAGAACUUCACCGCUAACGACACGCUCAUCUUCGAAGCAGAUAUCACGAAUACGGGCUCAAUAGCAGGUUCAUAUGUCGCACAGAUAUACCUCCUGCAGCGCGUCUCGCAGAUCACGCAGCCGCUAAAGCAGCUCGUUGCUUUCCAGAGGGUGUAUCUUGAGCCUAGGGAGAUGAAGACGGCAAGGAUGGAGCUUGAGGUGGAAAGGUAUUUAAGAAUGCUGGAUAGGAGGUAUGAGUGGGUAGUAGAGAGAGGCACGUAUGUGUUUGCAAUGCUGGAUCAUGGAGGAUGGGAUGCGCUGUGGAACGCGAAUGCGGGUGGGAAUGUGACAUUGCUGGCGGUCUGAGCGGCGGCGACGGCGGAUACGAUUUGCAGGGAGACGGUGCGAUGCAUGCUCUCGGCGACCUAGACGAGCUACCAACAGCCUUGCUCGAUGACUGCUUAGGACAGGCCCCCCUCGGUUGUUCGUGCGACUAUACUUUGUGAGCUAGAAAUACAAAAACAAGAAGCAGGG
Molecule: messenger RNA, 3125 nt
Organism: Trematosphaeria pertusa
Lineage: Eukaryota; Fungi; Ascomycota; Dothideomycetes; Pleosporales; Trematosphaeriaceae
Product: glycoside hydrolase family 3 protein
Exons: 2
Coding region: 153-2957 (934 amino acids)
Biological process (GO): arabinan catabolic process; xylan catabolic process
Cellular component (GO): plant-type cell wall
Molecular function (GO): alpha-L-arabinofuranosidase activity; xylan 1,4-beta-xylosidase activity
Source: RefSeq, a predicted model, not a curated record